Messenger RNA from Dunckerocampus dactyliophorus (ringed pipefish), 625 nucleotides. RefSeq names its product interleukin 17a/f3 (gene il17a/f3). Bases 105 to 578 code for a protein of 157 amino acids. Gene Ontology annotation, biological process: inflammatory response. Gene Ontology annotation, molecular function: cytokine activity. Gene Ontology annotation, cellular component: extracellular region. The transcript is spliced from 4 exons. Lineage: Eukaryota; Metazoa; Chordata; Actinopteri; Syngnathiformes; Syngnathidae. The record is from RefSeq and is a predicted model, not a curated record.
GUUCGAAAUAGAUUUUUUUUUAGCUUGUUGUUCAUCAAAAUAAGAAGACAAAGCCAGUAACAGCAGAAACAAACUGCCGAGCGUCGCCGUUGGACGUUGCCGUUAUGUUUGUGGUAUGGGGGGUUGUGUUGGUGCUAGGCCUCGCCACAGGUAAGAGAGACCCAGCAGCCCAAGCCAACGUGGACCCCAGAACUGGUAGUCUUCAUGGAAUGUCCGUGAGGCUGGUGUUGGAUCCUCUGGUGCGUCAGAUGGUUACCACUCCUCUACCAGACAUUGCCAAUAUAUCUUUGUCGCCCUGGACUUACAGAGAGUCCAGUGUGGCUUCACGUGUUCCGAGGGUGCUCUCCAAUGCUCACUGCCUGACAAGCGGCUGUCUGAGCCACCCGGGCGGUGAGGAAGAUGCAGCCUUGCGGGUCAAACCUAUCAAGUACCAGGUCCUGGUUUUGCACAGGGUCCCAAGUCAAAGGCAAAAUAACAACUCAAGGAAGAAGAAGAGGAGGAGGAGGAACAAAUAUGAGUUCAGACUGGAAACAGAGGUUAUUACAGUGGGUUGCACCUGUGUCAGGUCCAUUGUUUGACUUCUUACAUUUUACCUGCUAAUUAACAUACAGUUAACUUGACUUAA